This is a messenger RNA of Acaulospora colombiana, 345 nucleotides long. Lineage: Eukaryota; Fungi; Glomeromycota; Glomeromycetes; Diversisporales; Acaulosporaceae. The record is from the annotation of a GenBank genome assembly.
AUGCCGCGUUCGCGCGGUCCUACCAAGCCUCGCAAAGAAAUUAAUAAAGAUUAUCGAAUUCGCAAAAAGAAUGAAAAAGAGGGACUUGUAGAAAUGGUAGCAAAAUUUAAGGCCGAAAUCGAGCAACUUAAAGAACAUGAAAAGCUUCUUAGGGCAGAAAUUGAAUCACACAAGGAAAGAAUGUUUAAGCUCAAAGAAGAGUUAUAUGAGGCAAACUUGCAACACCUUCAAAAAGAAGUUAACUAUAAAGACGAAAUAAUUCGACUCCUAAGUGUUCGAGAAGACCGGAGUCAACCCCAACCCCAAUCGCAACCACAAAAUCAAGAGAAUGAUUGGGUUUCUAUC